Molecule: messenger RNA, 6296 nt
Organism: Monodelphis domestica (gray short-tailed opossum)
Lineage: Eukaryota; Metazoa; Chordata; Mammalia; Didelphimorphia; Didelphidae
Source: RefSeq, a predicted model, not a curated record
AAGCCGGGGCGUGGCCGGUGGUUGAGCGGGAUCCCGGGCCGCCAUGAGGAGGCUUGGAGUCCGAAGGGAUGGUGGCUUGAGGCGCCCCUUGGGGCUACCCCUGCCCCUGAAGCUGCCGCCGCCUCCGACGCUGCCGUUGCUGCUGCUGCUGCUGCUGCUUUUGCUGUUGAACCUGCCCGGCUCUCGGGCCAACAAACUCAAUGUGCCAAAGGUGCUGCUGCCCUUUGGUCGCGAGCCUGGCCGGGUGCCCUUCCUGCUGGAGGCCGAACGGGGUUGCUACAUCUGGCAUUCUACCCAUCAUGAUGCAGUCACCGUUGAACCUCUGUAUGAAAAUAGUACCUUUUGUUCCCAAAGAGCUAUGCUUAUUGCUGAAUCUACUCAACCAAUACGCCUUAGCAGUGUUAUUCUAGCCCGAGAAAUAGUGACUGACCAUGAACUGCGCUGUGAUGUUAAGGUUGAUGUGAUAGGCAGCAUUGAAAUUGUAUCUCGAACUCGGGAACUGUAUGUGGAUGAUUCUCCGCUGGAAUUGAUGGUGAGAGCAUUGGAUGCUGAAGGAAACACAUUCAGUAGUUUGGCAGGGAUGAUGUUCGAGUGGAGUAUUACCAAGGAUAACGAAUCGGAAAGGGUAGAGCUGUCUAGCAAAAUUAGGAUUCUGAAAUACUCUGAAGCUGAAUAUUCUCCACCAAAAUAUAUAGCCGAGAUGGAAAAAACAGGGAAACAAGGGGAUAUGAUUCUGGUAUCUGGAAUUAGGACAGGUGCUGCGGUUAUAAAAGUUCGUAUACAUGAACCCUUCUAUAAGAAAGUGGCACCUGCAUUGGUACGUCUGCUUGUUUUGGAGAAUAUAUUCCUUAUACCAUCUCAUGAUAUUUACCUUUUGGUAGGAGCUUAUAUCAAAUACAGAGUUGCCAAGAUAGUCCAAGGGAAAAUGACAGAGGUCAUUUUCCCCCUGGAACAUUAUGAGCUUGAAUUGCAAGAUCAUAAAGUUGCAUUUACUAUGAAUGUUUCUGAUAAAGUAGCCUUGCUGGAUGAGAAAAAAGCCAUAGUAACUGCCAUCCAACUGGGACAGACUAAUCUGGUCUUUGUCCAUAAGAAUAUCCAUAUGCGGUCUGUGUCUGGACUCCCAAAUUGUACCAUCUACAUUGUAGAGCCUGGAUUUUUAGGUUUCACUGUCCAACCUGGAGACCGUUGGAGUCUGGAAGUGGGACAAAUCUAUAUCAUUGCAGUUGAAGUGUAUGAUAAAAGUAGCACCAAGGUCUAUGUGUCUGAUAAUCUCAGGAUGAUGCACUACUUUCCACCAGUGUAUUUUGAAGAAUUGGCAUCCACCAUCAAUGGCUCUUAUCAUGUAGUCAGAAUUCUUAGAGAUGGUGUCACAGUAAUUAAAGCUGCCCUCACUGGAAUCAUUUAUCAGGAUAAUUCUCGAUAUUCCUUAGAUGAUCAAAUUAGCCACCAGCAAGAAGUGAAGAUUUACUUUCCCAUUAAGCUGACACCCACCUUUUUAGCAUUUCCUCACCAUCCCAUGGAAAUGGUCUAUCGGUACAAAGUGAAGGUCGAAGGUGGUAGUGGCAACUUUACCUGGACCUCUUCCAAUGAAACAGUGGCAAUGGUAACCAUAAAGGGAGUGGUGACUGCAGGCCAAGUGAAGGGCAAUAGCACUGUUCAGGCCAGAGAUGUACAAAAUCCCUUCCGUUAUGGAGAAAUAAAGGUAUAUGUUCUGAAGCUGAACAAGAUGAAACUCUUGCCCUUUCAUGCUGAUGUGGAGAUUGGCCAAAUCAUAGAAAUCCCUAUUGCUAUGUACCACAUAAACAAGGAGACCGGGGGUGUCAUGGCAUUCACAGACUGCUCUCUCUUAUCUCUGGAUGUGAGCAUGGAUAAGCAAGGGGUCUUUACUCUUCUCAAAGAAGGUAGUACCCCAAAGUCAGGCCCAGCAUUCUGUUCCAGUGUCCACAUAGCAGCCAAGUCCUUGGGCCACACCCUGGUGACAGUGAGUGUAAUUGUGUAUGAAGAAUACUUGGAGAGCAGUGCCACAUUUGCUGCUUAUGAACCACUUAAGGCUGUGAAUCCAGUGGAGGUGGCAUUGGUGACAUGGAGGUCUGUGAAGGAGAUGGUGUUUGAAGGGGGGCCUGGGCCAUGGAUUUUGGAGCCUUCAAGAUUCUUUUUGGAACUGAGUGUGGAGAACGAAAGGAAGAUCAGUGUAUCACAAGUCCGGCUACCAGCAAAGAGAAAACAGAACCAAUAUAUCUACCGGAUACUGUGCUUGGAAUUAGGAGAACAAGUGCUGACAUUCCGCAUUGGAAAUCAUCCAGGAGUCUUGAACCCUAGCCCUGCUGUGGAGAGGGUACAAGUACGUUUUAUUUGUGCCCACCCUGCCAGCAUGUCUGUAACUCCAGUAUACAAAGUACCCAUAGGGGCCCAGCCAUGCCCAUUGCCACAGCACAACAAACAACUGAUUCCUGUGUCAAGCUUGAGGGACACUGUCCUUGAAUUGGCUGUGUUUGACCAGCACCGGAGGAAGUUUGAUAACUUCAGCUCCCUAAUGUUGGAAUGGAAAACCUCUAAUAUAACUCUUGCCUACUUUAAGAAUUAUAAAGUAAUGUUGAUGGUAGCCAAAGAUGAUGGAAGUGGACAAACCAGACUACAUGGUCACCAGAUUCUGAAGGUUCACCAGCUCAAAGGAACUGUACUCAUUGGAGUUGAUUUUGUAGGCUAUUCUAAACCACGUAGCCCAAAAGAACUCUCCAAUUUGCCCAGGUCAGCCACUGUGGAACUGCUCCUGGUGGAGGAUGUGACUGUGGUGCCUGAGAAUGCCAUAAUAUAUAAUCACCCUGAUGUGAAGGAAAUAUUUAGUCUUGUGGAGGGAUCUGGUUAUUUUCUGGUCAAUAGCAGUGAACAAGACAUUGUCACCAUCGCCUACAUGGAAGCUGAGAGUUCUAUUCAGGUGGUCCCGUUACAUCCUGGAUUUCUCACCUUGGAAGUCUAUGAUCUGUGCCUGGCUUUCUUAGGCCCAGCGCUGGCCCAUCUACGGGUGUCAGACAUGCAGGAGCUGGAGGUGGACCUGAUUGACAAAGUUGAGAUUGGGAAGUCUGUAUUAGUGACAGUAAGAGUUCUAGGCUACUCCAAACGCCCAUUCCGAAAUAAGUACUUCAGAAAUAUGGACCUAAAACUUCAAUUGGCUUCUACCAUAGUCACCCUAACGUUCAUGGAGGAACAAGAUGAAUACUCUGAAAGCUAUAUUCUUCGAGCUGUCACCAUUGGGCAAACCACAUUGGUUGCUAUUGCCAGGGAUAAGAUGGGAAGAAAGUUCACAUCAACCCCCCGACAGAUUGAAGUUUUUCCUCCAUUCAGACUUGUUCCAGAAAAAAUGACACUGAUUCCAACCAACAUGAUGCAGGUAAUGUCAGAAGGUGGACCUCAGCCUCAGUCUAUCAUUCACUUCUCCAUCAGUAAUCAGACUGUGGCUGUUGUUAAUAGGCGGGGACAGGUCACAGGGAAAGUGGUUGGCACAGCUGUGGUGCAUGGAACCAUCCAGACAGUAAAUGAAGAUACUGGCAAAGUCAUUGUAUUUUCUCAGGAUGAAGUGCAGGUAGAAGUUGUCCAGCUUAGGGCUGUAAGGAUCCUUGCAGCUGCCACACGUCUUAUCACAGCUACAGAGAUGCCUGUCUAUGUCAUGGGGGUAAGCAGUACCCAGACUCCUUUCUCCUUCAGCAAUGCAAACCCUGGACUCACAUUCCACUGGUCAAUGAGCAAACGAGAUGUACUGGACCUGGUACCCAGACAUUCUGAGGUCUCCCUGCAGCUCCCAGAAGAAAAUAAUUUUGCCAUGACAGUCCAUACUAAAGCAGCAGGGCGGACCAGCAUCAAAGUCACCGUGCGCUGUAUGAACAUCUCGUCUGGGCAGUUUGAGGGGAGUUUAUCAGAACUGUCAGAUGAAGUCCAGAUCUUGGUAUUUGAAAAGCUUCAGCUUUUCUGUCCAGAAUGCCCAGCAGAACAAAUUCUGAUGUCUAUGAAUUCUCAGCUCAAACUGCAUACCAACAGGGAAGGAGCUGCCUUUGUAAGCUCCAGGGUUCUCAGGUGUUUCCCCAAUUCAUCUGUAAUUGAGGAGGAUGGCCAAGGGCUCCUGAAAGCUGGGGCUAUCGCAGGGACUGCUGUAUUAGAAGUCACUUCUCUGGAGCCUUUUGGAGUCAAUCAGACAGCUAUAACUGGAGUCCAGGUAGCACCAGUGACAUACUUGCGCAUGAGUACUCACCCCAAACUCUACACUGCUCCUGGAAGGGUCCUAUCAGCAUUUCCCUUGGGCAUGUCUCUCACCUUCACUGUCCAGUUCUAUGACAGUAUUGGAGAGAAAUUCCACACACACAACACACAACUCUACUUGGCCCUGAACAGAGAUGACUUGUUGCUGAUUGGACCAGGGAAUAAAAAUUAUACUUAUAUGGCACAGGCUGUUAACAGGGGAGUGACUCUUGUUGGGCUCUGGGACCAGAGACACCCAGGUAUGGCUGAUUAUAUCCCUGUUACUGUGGAGCAUGCCAUCGAUCCAGACACCAAGCUGACCUUUGUAGGAGAUGUAAUCUGCUUCAGCACUUACCUCGUCAACCAGGAUGGUGAGCCUGGGAUGUGGAUGAUUUCAGCUGACAAUAUUCUGCAAACAGACUCCAUCUCUGGGGCAGUAGUGGCUAGGGGUCCAGGAACAGCAACAGUCUUUUAUGAUAUUCCUGGAGUAGUGAAAACCUAUCGAGAGGUGGUUGUUAAUGCUUCUUCAAGAUUAACUCUCAGCUAUGACCCCAAGACCUACCUCACCAAUACCCCUAAUUCAACUGUAUUCAGACUUUUCAUCACUGCUGGCAGGAAUGGUGUCAACCUCAAAGGUCAGGAAGGUGUCUCUGGGUCUGGGUUCCUGUACUUCAUCGCAGGCCUCUGCCAUCACAAACAUGCUUCUUCCUGAAACUCUUAUGCUCUGUCAUGUACAGUUUAGUAAUACAAUGCUAGACAUUCCAGCAAGCAAAGUUUUCCAUGUUCAUUCAAAUUUCAGCAUUGACAAAGGUAAGCUCUGCCAGGUAUAGUCGGUUUUUUUCUUCUCCUUACUUCUUUAUAUAAUUGCCAGUUCAUCAUUGGAUCAAAACUGUGUUUGCCGGUAUCAUUUCAUAUACACAAACUAGAAUAAUAUUCACUUAACAUUUUCAAGUACCUACCCUGGAACCUUAAUACACAUUAUUUAAACUGGCAUCCAAGAAACUUGUACUCAUUGCCACCUCUAUUCCACUAACCCCAUUUUUUAUCCUUCAAAAACAAUUAGCUAGUUCCAAUGCCCUUGGCUCUUUUCUUUCUUUCUUUCUUUUUUUUAAACCCUUAGAAUCUAUAUUGGUUCCAAGGCAGAAGAGUAUUAAGGGCUAGGCAAUGGGGAUUAAGUGAUUUGCCCAGGUCACACAGCUAAGAAGUAUCUGAGGUUAGAUUUGAACCCAGGACCUCCCAUCUCCAGGCUUGGCUCUUUCUACUGAGCUGCCUAGCUCCCACUGUCUUUGCCUUUAUACAUCGUAUUCUUUUUGGUGGGAUUGCCCUUCUUUACAUCUUUUCAUUAAUCCAUACCAUUCAUUUCCUUCAAAAUGAGUUCAUUUUAAGAACUGUUUGCUAAGUACUUUCUAUAUAUAUAAAUAACCUGUGGUGAACAAUGAGGAGGAAAUACAGAAAUUAGAGAUAGCUGGUGGCACAGUAGUUACAAUGCUAGAAUCAGGAAAUGCUCAACUCCAGCCUCAGAUACAUAAUAGCUGUGUGACCCUGGGGAAGUAAUUUAACUUUUAUUUGCUUCAGUUUCAACAGUUGUAAAAUGAAAAGAAUAAUAGCAACUCUCUCAUAAGCACAGUGCCUGGUACGUGGUAGGGUAAUAUACAAAUGCUUAUUCUCUUCUCUUAUUCCCCAUGUUCUGAAGAACACACUUCACAUGCGUGUAUACAUAUGGAUAUAUAUAUGAUACAUCCCAAUACCACUAAAAAGCAAUAUAUUCUUAAGUACCAAAAUUAGUAACAUAGCUAAAAUUCAGGAAUUGAAAGAGGAAAAAAAAUUCAUAUGGAUUGAGAAUGGAAUUUGCAUUUCCUAACAAGUCUUAAAAUACAGAAGUAUACCGAAAAUCAAAGAGCAAGGAAUACCUGAAAAGGUAAAUAUUAAGGAAAGGGGAAAAAAUGUUAUCUUCUUUUACUCAAACUCUCUUCUAUAAGGACUACAUUUAUAUCAACCUAUGUAUACUAAUAUGUGGGGAAAAUGUAAUGUAUAAAUAGGGGGUAAAGAAAGACCAAAUAGAAUAA